This is a messenger RNA of Cylindrotheca closterium, 2043 nucleotides long. The record is from the annotation of a GenBank genome assembly. Lineage: Eukaryota; Bacillariophyta; Bacillariophyceae; Bacillariales; Bacillariaceae.
AUGACACAGCAAAGUACCCCGUUGCUUUCAUCGAGUGAUGCCCAGAACAAGGGAUGCCAUCAAGAUGACUGGACUGGCCGGGUUGUGGUUCGGUUCCUUAGUAAUAAUGCGGACAAGGACUAUGAAAUCAAGAACAAACCAAAGGCUCGGGUCGAUGUAUCGGAAAUAUCUGAAAUGGGCCAAGCAAUUCAGCAAAAUGUUGCCCAAUCACAUCCUAACGAUGAAUCUGGAAAUGACGAAGAACUACUCCAUUCGAAUCAGAUUCCCAACAAUCCAGAGGAUUGUACAAUCAGAAUUGAUGUCUCGCUUACUUCAAGAGUCACGGGACAACCCAUCGCUAUCAAUCUCAUACGAGAUGGUGCUGAAGAUGCUUCCAAUUGUCUGAAGCGAUUGGAACUUUCACUCAUCAAGAAGCUGUCCAAGAAAAAAUCAAAAGGCAAGAAGCAAAAGGUGGUGGCUCAAGCGUCCACAUCUUCUUGCGUAGUCCUAUUAGAGGACAAGGACGAAUCAAAACCGGCACAAGAAAUCAAUCCUCAAAGCAUGUCCAAUCAUCAGCUUUGGAACCUCUGUACGACAUCCUCAAUUUCACUCCGUCUGAAGAUUGGCGAAGAUAGUGCGAUUUUGCCUGUUGAAUGCAAUCCACCCACAAUUUACAAAGUGACCGCCUUUGAAGACUUUGACUGCGAUAUAUUCCCGCAUGUACCACUUGUCCUGCGUGUGGAAACCUUGUUUUCCACCCGAGCCGUGGUCGAUUGGUAUGCAAAUGGUGAACGAGUCUGUCAGGACUCUACGUGCUAUGUUCCAACAAUUGAUGAUGUCAGCAAAUCAUUAGCUGUUAUCAUUACUCCAGUACGCCCGGGACACACAAGUCACCUUUACACUGAGGCAUACCGCUACAAACGAAAGGUGGCAUCUGCUUUGCCACCAAAUACUACACUGGACAUUCGAAAAGCAUGGCUAUCACGACCAAAGGAUUCCAAUAACUUGCGGGUUAUGUCGUACAAUAUCUUGGCGGAUCAGAAUGCCUUUACGGGACCAGAGCAGCAACCCUUCUUUCCAUAUGUCCCAAAGGAGCUGUUGCUCCGAUCGAGACGGUUUCCUUUGAUACUUCAGGAAAUUCUGGAGCACAAGGCCGACGUAAUUUGCUUGCAAGAAGUGGAUAGUUUUGUCUUUUCAUCACUGUUGCAGCCAGCCUUGGAAUUCUACAACUAUCAAGGAUUCCAUAGCCUGAAGCAGUCAUCUGGGAAUAACGAAGGAUGUGCCAUAUUUUGGUCACUGGAUCAGUUCCAAGAGGUUAGAACAGAAGAUAUCAAGACCUUUCGAAUAAGCGAGCUGCUGAAAGAAUGUCUAGAAGGAAAUGAUGGGAUGAAUGCUAGUUGGAAAGAAUGCACGGCUCCAAUUUUACAGCUGUUUGCAAAACGAAAAGACUUGGAAGAUAUUGUCCUUUCGAAUCUCGGUCAUGUACUGCAAGUUGUGCGACUAAAGGACCGAGAGGGCAAAGUGAUCCUCGUUGCGAAUACUCAUCUGUUCUUCCACCCCAUGGGAUCGCACAUUCGGGCUUUGCAAAUGUUUGCUGUGGCACAUCAGUUGAGCAUAGAACGAGGUUCUGAAGAAAUUCCUUAUUUGUUGAUUGGCGAUCUGAACUCUUCAUUGGGAAAUGCGGCCACCUUGAUUCUGAAGAAACGAAUCCCAUCCAACUACCGAGACUACAAAGAAAGUCUCAACAACUUUUCAUGGGAUGGUCAUCAUGGUACUGCUGGUCAUAGUGAUGACUUUCCAGCCCUUUCGAUUCCAGAAUCGUUCCCAACCUUGUUGAACGGAUACUCCAAAUCCCCAGAGUUCACGCACUACAUCGUUGGUUUCAAGGCUACAAUAGACCAUAUUUUCAUGUCAGAGCAAAGCGGGACUUCUACUCUGCGACCUUUGUAUCAUGCCCCCAUGCCAAACGUGGAGGAAGUGACACGAAACACAGCCAUGCCUUCGGUGAACUUUCCGAGUGAUCACAUCAGUCUAGUAUGUGACUUAGAGUGGGCUCCAAUAUAA